ACAGAAGGAUACACUCAAGACAACCUCCAUCCCACCACUCCCACUCCUUCAGACUCCUACACAGCUCCUUCUGAACUCCAAAUCCUUAUUAAAUAAGCUCUCAAAAACACUUGAAAUCAUCAAAAAAUACGACAGAAUCGCCUCUUCAUAGGGUCGCUCAUAAUCCUGACAGUGCUUCUAAUAUAUUAUGCAGAGAAUGAGUGGGCGCUCACGCAGGGCAUGAGCAAUUUUGUGAGGACUGUUAUUGUGAUUUUGUCGUUAUAGUGAUUGUUAUGUUUAUCAUUUUUAAUGCUUGGAUUUCGUAUCGCUUCUAUAAACAGCAAAGGCGUAAUGCAAAAUCCUGGAAACUCUUGGUAAUCACUCGGCUCUCCUUCCACAUUAUCGUAAACCUCGUCGUCAAACUCCCAGGAAUCCACUUCACCAAACCCUCAGUCACCCCUAUGUCCAAAAGCCUGUACACCUUCGACACAAUCAUAAUCUUCUGCUCCUUCCUCCGCAUGAUUUACUGCCUAAACCUCUUCCAAAACUACGACCAACAAGUCAAAGAGUACCAUAUCUUCAACGUCGACGUCUACCUCGGCAAGCGUGAAUUCCUCAAAAGUAUCCAGUACAGGUACAGAUCGCACAACAAGUUAUUCAUACUGUGCGUCCUACUGAUCCCCUUCUUCUUCCUGUCACUGCUGGUCAAGAUAGUAGAGCAGAGCUCUGACUCUGAAGACCAGAGCUUUAAUAGUGUUUAUAACAGCUAUUGGGUGAUCAUACUUUCUAUGACGACUGUAGGAUACGGAGAUGUGUAUCCAGUUACUCAGACAGGCAGGUUCUUUUGCUUGGUCGCCCUCGUGACAGGAAACAUCGGUCUGACGCUCCUCACAAUGUCAUUCCUCAACUCGCUCAAAAUGAAACAAGGCCAGAAAUAACGAGUGAGCAGCCCCUGAAAUGUACUUCAAGAUGAGGAAUAGACAGAAGGUGCUCAAGCCACAAGCUGAAGCUCUGGUUGCUAAGUACCUCUGCCAGACUGCUCUAGUGAGAAAACGUAGAGAGAGGAACCAGGUCUAUGAACAAAAGUUCCGACAAGGCAAUGUAUGGAACCUUAAGAGAAACUUGAAGUUAGAAAGAGAAGGACAUUUUAAAGGACUCUAUUUGUUGGAGCCAGGGAGGAGAGGUCUUGUGCCUAUGAUAAAUCAAAGUUCAGAGCGGAAUUUAAAGGCAGAAAACGAAGAUACUCUUCAUAAUGAUCCUCCAAAUUCUUUGACUAAGGAUAAUCAAGAAGAGCAAUAUAGCCGAGGAUGAGAAUUCUGUGCUGCUAUUGAUAUCAUUGAUGCUUUCCCUAACUUCAAAAGAAGCAGACUCAGAAUCAUUGGAAAGGAGCAAACACAAGAACCAGAAGAGACUCUAAAAAUAACAAAGAAGCCCCAAAAUAUUAAGACAGUGCCAAGCCAGGAGGAGUUCAUGGGUGGAUUUAAAAGGCGCCAGUCCACAGAAUCUAAAGAGGUGUCCAAAUUUGAACUGAUCAACCGCAAUGACAAGCCCUCUGACUAGUC
This is a messenger RNA of Moneuplotes crassus, 1541 nucleotides long. The record is from the annotation of a GenBank genome assembly. Lineage: Eukaryota; Ciliophora; Spirotrichea; Euplotida; Euplotidae.